CUUUGCGCGCCACAUGUCACGCUCUCCUCUUUGAAAUUUUCGUCUGUCACUCUGUCUGGUUCUAAUAACUUGACUGGGGUUUUGGUUUACUACGGUUUAUUAUGUCAAAACGAGCCACCGAAGAAGCUGUAAGCGAAUGCAGCGAACCAAAGAAAGCAAGUAAGCCCUUGGGCAAAUCGAUUAACAUGAUGGAAUGGAUAGAUGAGAACUCCUCUUUGUUUGUCCCGCCAGUCUGCAACAAACUCAUGUAUGGUGAAGGCCAGCUGAAGAUUAUGUUUGUUGGGGGGCCUAACACAAGGAAAGACUAUCAUCUUGAGGAAGGAGAGGAGUUGUUUUUCCAAGUUAAAGGGGACAUGUGCCUCAAGGUGCUGGAAAAAGGCAAGCCGAAGGACAUUAUCAUCAAAGAGGGCGAGAUGUUUCUUCUUCCAAGUAGAUUCAAUCACUCACCGCAGAGAUUUGAGAACACUGUUGGUCUGGUUAUAGAAAGGGAAAGAUUGCCUGAGGAGAUAGAUGGAUUGAGAUACUUUUGUGAAGAUGGUGUCACAGUCCUAUGGGAAAAGUUUUUUCACUGCACAGAUCUUACACAGAUAGCUCCUGUUAUCAAAGAGUUCUUUGAGUCUGAAGAACACAAGACAGGAAAACCAAGCAAAGAAUCGAGCUGUUCUAUUAAUGUGGAUACAGAGACAGAGCUGAUGGAACCAUUUCCACUCAAGCAGUGGUUGAAGGACAAUAAGGAUAGCUACAGGUCAGGCAGCAUGGCCAUCUUUGAAAAGGGAGAGUUUAAGGUGCAUGCCCACGGAUCAGGGGAGCAAGAAGGACAUUCCCAGGGCGAGAUGUGGUUCUGGCAGUUGGAGGGGAAAGCCACCGUAAACGUCGAUGAAAUUACCAGGGAAUUGAACAAGAAUGAUGUUCUCAUGAUUACUGCAGGCUCGGACUUCAGAGUCAAGCGUGAGGAAGGUUCCGUUGGUUUAAGCAUCACCGUUGACUCAUUGGCUAACAAGUAACCAUGACAACAACAAAAACAUCGUACGGAAUGUCUCAUGCCGGUCCCUAUAGCAACUCGAUAUUAUGAGUGGCAUUCGCCGGCGCAAAUCACUCACAGCAGAGAAGUUAUUCACUUUAAUUUUGUUAUUGUUUUGUCGAAUUUUUACCCUGCCAAGCAGUUAGGAUUUGUAUUAACCGAUGUCAGUAGAAACCAUUUUACCGGUUAUUUAUUAGUUUGUGUCGUCGUACAAAAAUCGGGGCAUUUGAUGUCGAUUUUGUAGUAAUGCACAAUAAAUAAAUAAAUGCACAAUAAAUUGCAGAAUAUUUUUA
Molecule: messenger RNA, 1314 nt
Organism: Nematostella vectensis (starlet sea anemone)
Lineage: Eukaryota; Metazoa; Cnidaria; Anthozoa; Actiniaria; Edwardsiidae
Product: 3-hydroxyanthranilate 3,4-dioxygenase
Exons: 12
Coding region: 102-1004 (300 amino acids)
Biological process (GO): quinolinate metabolic process; 'de novo' NAD+ biosynthetic process from L-tryptophan
Cellular component (GO): cytoplasm
Molecular function (GO): iron ion binding; 3-hydroxyanthranilate 3,4-dioxygenase activity
Source: RefSeq, a predicted model, not a curated record